CCUUAUUACCAGGCUUUACCCAGUAUGGCCGGCGAUAUUAGCUAGCGCUCGCUUACCAUAUUCUCUGUAAAAGGGGAAGGGAACCAAUCAAUAUUGAAACCUAAAACAUAUAAAACACUUUUAAGGUUAUAAAUUAUAAGUAAUAUAAGCUGUAAAAGAAAGAGCCCGAUAAAGCACAUUUCUGUUAUUGUUGGUAUUUGUUGACUCGCGAUGGGUGAGGACGGUGCACACUUCUUCGAAGGGACAGAGAAGCUGCUGGAGAUCUGGUUCUCCCGGCAUGACAAGACCAAAGGAUCGGGGGAUCUGCGUGACGUACCGAGGUUUGAAUGGGACAAGCUUUUGGAGAAUGUGCAUUGUUUGAUCAUUAGUGUGGCAAAGACUGACAAGCAGGAAGCUUAUAUACUCAGUGAGAGUAGCAUGUUUGUCUCUAGGAGACGUUUCAUCUUGAAGACAUGUGGUACUACCCUCUUACUGAAAGCACUGGUUCCCCUUCUAGAGCUUGCCAGGGAAUAUGCUGGGUUUGAUACAAUUGAGAAUUUCUUUUAUUCUCGGAAAAAUUUUAUGAAGCCAUCCCAACAAGAGUACCCUCACAGGAAUUUUCAGGAGGAGGUGGAAUUCUUGAAUGAGAUAUUUCCAAAUGGAGCAGCUUACUGUAUGGGACGUAUAAAUUCUGAUUGCUGGUACCUGUAUACAUUGGAUAUCUCUGAAGACCCCCGAAUCCAGCAUCCAGAUCAAACUUUGGAAAUCCUGAUGAGUGAACUUGAUCCAGCAGUUAUGAACCAGUUCUACAUGAAAGACGGUGUUACUGCAAAUGAUGUCACUCGUGUAAGUGCCCAUUAUCUCUGA
Messenger RNA from Protopterus annectens (West African lungfish), 846 nucleotides. RefSeq names its product adenosylmethionine decarboxylase 1 (gene AMD1). Bases 211 to 846 code for a protein of 211 amino acids. Gene Ontology annotation, cellular component: cytosol. Gene Ontology annotation, molecular function: adenosylmethionine decarboxylase activity. NCBI's taxonomy places the organism in Eukaryota, Metazoa, Chordata, Ceratodontiformes, Protopteridae. The record is from RefSeq and is a predicted model, not a curated record. Gene Ontology annotation, biological process: spermidine biosynthetic process; spermine biosynthetic process. The transcript is spliced from 6 exons.